Wyeomyia smithii (pitcher-plant mosquito) is the source of this 4879-nucleotide messenger RNA. RefSeq names its product probable G-protein coupled receptor Mth-like 1 (gene mthl1). The coding region runs from base 1051 to 2901 and encodes 616 amino acids. The transcript is spliced from 9 exons. Lineage: Eukaryota; Metazoa; Arthropoda; Insecta; Diptera; Culicidae. Gene Ontology annotation, biological process: cell surface receptor signaling pathway; G protein-coupled receptor signaling pathway. Gene Ontology annotation, cellular component: membrane. Gene Ontology annotation, molecular function: G protein-coupled receptor activity. The record is from RefSeq and is a predicted model, not a curated record.
UAUGUUUCCAUUUCAGUUGCGCUCGCUUCGUCGUCGCGGAUGUGCGUGUGGAGCAUUUUUGUUUAUGGAAGGUAGUGUCAACGCGUGUCGAUUUGCUGGCUGCGAAGUACGGAUUCCUAGAGCCGGUAGUCUCCUCAACUUUGUUUAUACUAUAGGCACCGAAUGUUGACAGUUUGGUGCGUGGCCUACUCCUUUUUGCGUUACGUUUGCUGAGUUGGAACAAAAGGGUAGUGUUGAUUACAAACUUGUCCGAUCGGGUUGAAGGAAAACGCCGUGCGUUUUGAUGAAUCGUGAUCAAAACUGUGCUGUAAACAAAGUGGAAGGUAUUUAAGCGAGGGAAUGGCAAAGAAGAAAUUAAAAAACACCUAGAGAAAGGAGUGAAGUAAGAAACGAAAGCAAAACUGUGAUGGGAUGAUCAUUGGUGUGUGGCACGAGUAGAACGAGGGUCCGAGCAAGCCAAGCAGCAGGGCCAGAGCGAGAGGAACAAACGGAAAAAGGUUUCGGUUGGUGGUCGCCGCAUACAGACGGAAAACGAGCACUGAAGGCGGCACUCGGAUGCACACCGUGGUCAGCCGAUUGCUGAUUUAUGGUAUUUAAUUACCGUUUGCAGGAGACUGGAAUCUCAUGAAACGUGACGUCGGGCUUCGUUACUGGAAGGGCCGCGUUGAAACUUACGAAGCAAAAAAAAGUUGUGCCAAUAAGUAGAGAGAAAAAAAUGCGCCUCUUCCCGUAUUAGGUGAACGGUUAAGAAAGCAAAAGCAAGUCGGAAAAAAUCAAGAAGCGUGCAGUCCGUAAUAGAAAACGAUCAACAAGUGUGCUUUAUGGUGGAAGAAAUUCUGAUAUGUUGAAAACAAGUGCGUUGGAAAAGGGCUAUAAAAAUAAAGUGCGUAAAGUGAAUUGUUGUGGCUAAUGAGUGGGGAGUGUUGGAAAGUGUAAAAAAAGAAAAGAAAAACGAGACCUUCAGGUUUCAGCGCGUUGUUGUUGUUGUUGUUGUUGUCGGUUGAACUCGGUCAAGUUCGAGAAAGCCAGGCGCGCGGAAAAGCGAACAAGAUGAAAGAGAAACGGCUGCACUUGUUUGCGGUCGGUGCAUUGCCAAAAAUGUAUGUCCCACUUUUGACCGGCACCUUGUUGGUGAUCCUCUUGAGCGUCGCCUCCGUUGGUGCCGCUCAACGGCAGCCGGUUUACAUCAACAAGUGCUGCCGGAUUGGCGAAUAUUAUGACGACUCCCAGCAGCUGUGCGUGGCUGGUGGUAUCGAGAAGUGGGUACCGAAGGUGUUUCUGCCGGCGAAAAACCAAAUUUAUACCGACAUCGGAAACGCUCCGUCGCACAUGAAAUUUCUGGAGAGCAAGCGGCCCGAAGGUUGUAAAGUCAGUGCCUACACGACGGACCAAAUUCUGCUGAUGGGUAACGGAUCGUUGUUUCUGAGCCAGAAGCAUGCCCUAGUUUCCCUGCCCGAGUAUUGUGUUGACGAGAAAGUGGCUCUGGUUUGCGCCCGUGACAAUGGAAUGGAUUCGCUGCAGGCACCGCUGAAAACCAGCACCGUAUGGCGCUGCUGUGGGCCGUCUUUUGCGUACGACAAGGAAAAUCAAACCUGCGUGAAGCUGAACCAAUCGCACGUGAGCUACAGCUCGAAGAUCGUCACAUCGGCCCACGUGGACCUUAGCUUCCGGUUUCCGGACUGCAAGGAGCACGCCAUUGCCGGCAUCUUCAAGCCGGAGAAUCUCAAGGCAGAAACCGGCUCGGUUACGAUUGACUCGGGAAAGAUUUUCGCUUCCCACGAGUACUGCCUGGAGCAGGCGCUUGAUGGUAAGACGGUGUACGUGUUCUCCUGCGUGGAACAUCUGCAGCCGGACUCGGUGCCGAUUAAGAAUCAGGAUGUACGAUUCGCCCUCUAUUCGGCCGGUUUGCUGAUAUCGGUUAUCUUCUUGGCGGCCACUUUGGCCACCGGUUACCUGGUGACCUCGCAGCAUCACGUCCUGCACUGGCGCUGUCAGACGCACUACGUUGCGUGUCUGCUGAUCGGCGAUCUAUUUCUGGCCAUCGUUCAGCUGUCCGGAAACUCGAUCACGGGCCCGGCCUGCACAAUGAUAGCCAUUAUGAUGCACUUCUUUUUCCUGGCGGCGUUUUUCUGGUUGAACACGAUGUGCUUUAACAUCUGGUGGACUUUCCGUGAUUUACGCCCGACGUCCCUGGAGAAGAGCCAGGAAAUUUGUCGCCUGCGGAUUUACGAGGUGUACGCCUGGGGCGUCCCACUGGUGAUUGCUGGCGUGGCUGCGAUCCUGGACAGUCUCCCGGACACCGUCUAUCUGCGGCCAAGGUUCGGCGAACGAACCUGCUGGUUCUACGGUGAUAUGGAGAUUCUGACCUACUUCUUCGGUCCGGUUGGCAUUCUGCUGUGCAUCAACCUGCUGCUGUUUGCUUCGACCGCCCGGCAGCUGACUUGUGGCCUCUGGAAACGGGACGACGUGAAGUCAACAACGGAACGUCCUGCGAAAAAAUACCGCGGUCUGGUUUCUUCUCCCUCUUACAGUGCUGCCCUGGGUCGAGUCUGCAUGAAGCUGGUGGUGGUGAUGGGCGUCACCUGGGUUGCCGACGUCGCUUCCUGGGUGUUCGGCGGUCCCGAUUACAUCUGGCUGGUGACGGAUCUGAUCAACGCACUGCAAGGGGUCUUCAUCUUCAUCGUCGUCGGCUGUCAACCGCAGGUCUGGUCCGCGAUGAAGCGCCUGUGGAACUCGAAAACGGGCCGCUCCUUCACCAACACCACCCAUGGUCCGCAGCACUCGAGCUCCUCGCACGGACUCCCGUCGAUGGGUGAAUCUGUUACGAACAACACCUGCACGAACAAUACGACCACGACGACCAACUCCCAGAACCGGGUGCCCAUGGAAACGGUCUGUUAGACUGUGGAAAACAGGAUCGCACACUGCGAAUGAGAGAUAUGUAGUAAACAAACAAUGCAUCGCAAAACUCCCAGUACUCGAGGGGGUUGGAUUUGAACUGCACUAACCUAAACACCUACGAAAGGAUACCUAAGAUGUUAUUUUUCUCCUAAAGUUUUUCUCCUCUUCUGCUUCUUCUGUCCCCGGGUGGCGCACCCACACACACCGGGACUCGCUGACUAUAGAGGCUGUAGCUGGCUUUUUUUUUUCGAGAAAUUUAGAAACGCAUUUACAGCAAAACUGCCACCACAUGAGAGUAUACAAUUCUUAGAAACGUAAGUGUAAGUUAGUAAAAGGGGCAGGAGAAACAAACAAAAACAAAUGCCAACUAGACUGGUGACGAAUGAUUAUUUGUAAGUUUUUUUUUCCUGUUUGACUAAUAACAUUUGUUGCCUUCGAGCAAGAGAAUGAAAUGAAAAGCGAAAGUAACAAUCAGUUAAAUAAUUUAGUUUUAUGUAAAUAUUUGGUUGCCCUUGCUUUGAGUAAACAAGCAAAAAAUUUGCUUCUUUUCUGUAUAUUUUUGCGACCUAACUCUUACUUUAUUGUUUUUUUUUUUUUGGUUCGGUAAAAUGUUGAGCUUUAAGUGGUAAGAUAGCAAGAGUUUCAUUCGGUUUAUUUUUGUGCCAACUGCUGGAACAAUCGGUUAACCGUUUGAAACCGUUUUAUUUUAAUUCGUUGUUUAUCUUCUGUAAAUAAUGUAAUAUUUAUGCCCUGUGUUUCAAUUUGAGCGUCAGCCGCCACAAAGGCAACUGGACAAAUACAUAAAUAGGCUAGCGCAAAGAACGUCCACUUAUUCGAGUAAAUUAACACAUACAUACGCAUAUAUACAGUAGCCUGUCGGAAGAGGUAGCUUACCCAUUUUUUGGGGGCGAAGUUUGUGGUUCGAAACUUAUAAGAAAAACUUAAUAGAUAACAAUAAAAAAUUUGACGUGUUUUUGAAGACCUUUUAAUCAACAGUUAGUUCGAUUUUUUAGAUGUUUUACUCAGCAUAAUCGUCGAAAUAUCUAACAACAGUAUAACGUAACUAAUGUAGAACACGGUAGAUCGCAGCAGGCGUUAGAGCUGUCCCACCGGUGACGCGAACAAAAAAUCGAAAACGCUCGCUAUAAAAGUGAGCAAAAUCACGACCACAAUCAGAGUCACAUGUAACCUUCGAAUGAAUAUUGUCCACCGGCAACGUCUAUCGUAAAAACUGUAAAACAAACACCACUCCUGAUUGCUAGUCUAGAAGCAACGUGAACAGUAUCACCAACAACUACAACUUUUUUCAUCUUGUUACAUCAUCAACACUCAGAUCAAUCAGUAAAAUACUAUAAUAAAUCGUAUCGUAUAUAGUUCAUUCAUUCGAAUCAAACAAACGCCAAUCUGCCGCACUAAUCGAACGAACAAACGACAACAAAUUGGCACAAAACAAAACAGCAGUAUUGGACAGUUUAGCAACAUUACAAAGUAGAUAUAUAAUAAAACUAAACCUUUAGAAUGUCGCGAAUAUAUUUAAACACAUAAACAUAUAUUCUGCAUGCUUGACGCUCUAGCAAAGGAGGAAAGUUGCGCAGCGGAAUGAAAUGGAAUUCCGCUAGCGGAAAAGUAACACAUUUGUGAUUCUCUGUGAAUACUAACUGGUAAGAACUAACAACAAGCAAAGCACACACACGAGAGAGCUUGCUCUAAGAAUGCGCUAUGACUAACAUUUUUACCGCAAGUUCGCUGCCAGUAAGGCUGGUUAGCACCGAUUAGCAAGCAGCGGCGAUUAUGAUAAUGAUGAAUAACAAUAACACACAGUCUAGGGUGUAAGAGCUAAGUAUUAUGCAAGCAAACAAGCAGUAGACCAAAUCGAAGUAAGCGUCGAAGAAAGGAAGAAUGAAAAACGAAGAAACAUGUGAACAAUAAUAACCAGAACAACUUUACUGUAAAAUAAAUUAUGAUUAAAAAAACCGAA